Sinocyclocheilus grahami is the source of this 8101-nucleotide messenger RNA. Its product is annotated as ELKS/Rab6-interacting/CAST family member 1-like. NCBI's taxonomy places the organism in Eukaryota, Metazoa, Chordata, Actinopteri, Cypriniformes, Cyprinidae. The transcript is spliced from 19 exons. Bases 391 to 3774 code for a protein of 1127 amino acids. Gene Ontology annotation, cellular component: cytoskeleton of presynaptic active zone. The record is from RefSeq and is a predicted model, not a curated record. Gene Ontology annotation, biological process: maintenance of presynaptic active zone structure; regulation of synaptic plasticity; neuromuscular synaptic transmission. Gene Ontology annotation, molecular function: structural constituent of presynaptic active zone.
GUUACGUCACUUGAAGCGCCCUGGCUGCUGGUAGCUCUGGUAAAGAGAGGGAGCAAACGACAGAAGUCCUGUAAAACAGGGCUUUCCCCGCGGUUAUCAGCUCUCAAAGUGAUAACGGCCCGUCUACAACAAUAGAUACAGGCACGGCCAUCUCACCAAACCGGACGAACCUCUUGUGGAAGAAGGAAUAUAACAUGACCAGAUUAAACGGAUAAAACCAGCCACUCUUCAACACCCAGAAUCAUAUGGUGAAAAUGAAACAUCUGCAUCUUUGAAUGCUUAAAAUUAGCCAAAAGUAGAUCACAGACCCUUCAAGAUUUACAGAAAUCAUCUAAUUAGUCCAUAUCAUCCUUUUCUCUUCACUCUUGCCCUUCUCCAGUCAAAACCGCAAUGUACGGUAGUGCCCGAUCCGUGGGCAAAGUGGAGGGCAACCACAGUGGUGGGAGCAAUCAGAGUCCCGGCCGCUCGCCCCAUCUCCCUCGCUCGCCCCGUCUGGGCCACAGUCGCACCAACAGCACAGGGGGCAGUGGAGCCGGCGCGGGAGGUCCAGGUGGUAAAACCCUUUCCAUGGAGAACAUCCAGUCUUUCAACGCUGCCUAUGCCACAUCUGGUCCCAUGUACCUGAGUGACAACGAGGUGAUGGCGUCUGGCCCGGACCUGCCGAAGAGCACCAUGACGCUGGGCCGCUCGGGAGGACGGGUGCCUUACGGCGUCCGCACGACCGUCAUGGGAUCCAGCCCGAAUAUCUCCACCGGGGCUCCCAGCUCCAUUUCCACCGAUGCUAUCGCUUUCGGAGACCAACAUAUGCCUUCCACCCUUGCGUCCACUGUGCCUCAUUCACUGCGCCAGGCGCGGGACAACACCAUCAUGGACCUGCAGGCCCAGCUCAAGGAGGUGCUUAGGGAGAACGAGCUUCUGCGGAAGGAGGUGGAUGUGAAGGAGAGCAAACUCAGCUCUUCCAUGAACUCCAUUAAGACCUUCUGGAGCCCUGAGCUGAAAAAAGAGCGUGCCCUGCGCAAGGACGAGGUGUCGAAGAUCACUGUGUGGAAAGAGCAUUACAGAGUCAUCCAGGAGGAGAACCAGCAUAUCCAGAUGACCAUCCAGGCCCUCCAGGACGAGCUGCGGAUUCAGAGAGAUCUGAACCAGCUGUUCCAGCAGGACUCCAGCGUUCGUCCUGGCGAGCCCCUGACCGCAGAGCUGACUGAGGAGAACUUCCAGCGGCUGCACGGUGAGCAUGAGCGGCAGGCCAAGGAACUCUUCCUCCUGAGGAAGACUCUGGAGGAGAUGGAGCUGCGAAUCGACACGCAGAAACAGACACUGUGCGCCCGAGACGAGUCCAUCAAGAAGCUCCUGGAGAUGCUGCAGAGCAAAGGGCUGUCGGCCAAGGCCAACGAGGAGGACCACGAGCGGACACGGAGGCUGGCCGAUGCCGAGAUGCAUAUCCAUCACCUGGAAAGCCUUUUGGAGCAGAGAGAGAAGGAAAUGGUCUUGCUGAGGGAGGAUCUCCACCGACGAUUUGAGGGAGCUCCAGAAUCUGCCAAAACCAAGGCCCUGCAGACUGUCAUUGAGAUGAAGGAUUCUAAGAUCAGUUCUCUGGAGCGCAGUCUGAGGGACCUGGAGGACGAGAUACAGAUGCUCAAGUCAAACGGGGCUCUCAGCACAGAGGACAGAGAGGAGGAGAUGAAACAAAUGGAGGUCUACCGCAGUCACUCCAAGUUCAUGAAGAAUAAGGUAGAGCAACUGAAGGACGAACUGGCACAGAGCGAAGCUCAGGGCGAGGAGCUGAAAAAGCAGGCGGCUGAGCUGCAGCAAGAAAUCUCUGCCAUUGACCAGGUGAAGCAGGAUCUCUCCAGGAAGGACACUGAGCUCUUGGGCCUGCAGACUAAACUGGAGACGCUCACCAAUCAGUUUUCUGACAGCAAACAGCACAUUGAUGUACUCAAAGAGUCUCUGUUUGCCAAGGAACAGCGUGCUGCCAUCUUGCAGACUGAGGUCGAUGCUCUGCGUUUACGUCUGGAGGAGAAGGAGGCUACGCUUAAUAAAAAGAGCAAGCAGAUUCAGGAAAUGUCAGAGGAGAAGGGCACACUGAAUGGAGAAAUUCACGACCUCAAAGACAUGCUUGACGUCAAGGAACGCAAGGUCAACGUGCUGCAGAAGAAGAUUGAGAACCUGCAGGAGCAGCUGAAGGAUAAGGAGAAGCAGAUGACCAGCCUGAAGGAGCGUGUCAAAUCCCUGCAGGCAGACACUUCAAACACGGACACGGCCCUCACCACGCUGGAGGAGGCCCUGGCUGAGAAGGAGCGUAUUAUCGAGCGUCUUAAGGAACAGAGGGAUAGAGACGAGAGAGAGAAGAGCGAAGAACUGGACAGCAGCAAGAAAGAGCUCAAAGAGCUGAAAGAGAAAGUCAACUUACUGCAGGGAGAGCUGUCCGAUCGCGAGGCCUCUCUAUUGGACCUGAAGGAGCACGCCUCGUCCCUGGCCUCCUCUGGACUGAAGAAGGACUCCAAGCUGAAGAGUCUCGAAAUCGCUCUUGAGCAGAAGAAAGAGGAAUGCACCAAACUUGAUAGUCAACUCAAGAAGGCUCAGUCUGUUGCGGUUGAGGCUCAGGCAAAUACAGGACUGUCGGAGCGCAUUGCUACACUCGAGCAGGAGGUGGCGCGUUACAAGGAGGAUGCUGGGAAGGCACAGGCCGAGGUGGACCGGCUCCUGGAAAUCCUCCGAGAGAUGGAGAAUGAGAAGAACGACAAGGAUCGCAAGAUCAGCGAGCUGGAGAGGCAAAUGAAAGACCAAAGCAAGAAGUUUGCCAACCUGAAGCACAAAGAGCAGGUGGAGAAGAACAAGAACGCUCAGUUGAUGGAAGAGGCUCGUAAGCGAGAGGAUAACAUCAGCGAGAGUUCUCAACAUAUCAAGGAUUCUCUGCAGCAGAAGGACGAGCGCAUCGAGGAGCUGGAGGAGGCCUUGCGUGAGAGCGUUCAGAUCACGGCUGAGAGAGAAAUGGUGUUGGCACAAGAGGAAUCUGCUCGUGCAAACGCUGAGAAACAGAUGGAGGAGCUGUUGGCCGCCAUGGGAAAGGUGAAGCAAGAGUUGGAGUCCAUGAAGGCCAAGCUGUCGUCCACACAGCAGUCCCUGGCAGAGAAGGAGGCUCACCUGACCACACUGAGGGCAGAGCGCAGAAAGCACCUGGAGGAAGUGCUAGAAAUGAAGCAGGAGGCGCUGUUGGCAGCCAUCAGUGAGAAGGACGCCAACAUCGCUCUUCUAGAGCUGUCGUCCUCAAAAAAGAAGACGACUCAAGAUGAAGUGGCUCUGCUGAAGAGGGAGAAAGACCGGUUGGUACAUCAGCUCAAACAGCAGACACAGAACCGCAUGAAGUUAAUGGCUGAUAACUAUGAGGAUGACCACCUCAAGGCCUCCAAUUCUGACCAGACCAAUCACAAACCCUCUCCAGAUCAGAUUAUCCCCCCACUCAUAGACCUCAAUCAGAACCGCAGUAAGCUGAAACUGUACAUCGGCCACCUCACAGCCCUGUGCCACGAGAGAGACCCCCACAUCCUGCAGGACCUGGCCCCGCCCUCCGCAUACCACCGCAGCCAACAGGACGCCUGGGAGGAGGAGCUUCAGAAGAUGAGCCCCAAACAGCUGGAAUCCGAGCUGGAGCAGUGUGAACGAGAGAGUGCCGAACUGCAGGAAUACGCAAACUCCGUCCUGCAACAGAUUGCCGAUCACUGUCCGGACAUCCUGGAGCAGGUGGUCAACGCUCUGGAGGAGUCCUGCUGACCAGACCAGAUCAGGGAGCCGAGGCCUGCCUCCUCCUUCUCUUCCUGCUUCUCCUUCCCUUUCUUCUGUGUUUCACUUGAUUUCACAGGAUGCCAGCCCACAAACUCGCUCACCCUCACCCACAUGCACAAAUCAAAGGACAGACACAUAUACGGGAAAGACUGACAGCUCACAAGUCAAGUGCACGCUUGGAUUGGCUUCGGGGUGUGGGAAUGAUGGGCUUUCCUUCUGCCAUCCCCUACCACCACAUUCAUCCUCUCCGCACCUUAAGAAUCCUGUUUACGCUCACAUAAAAAUGGGGAGGAAGAAACCGAAAGGGGGAAAUGGGCAGGAUGGAAGCUUAGUAUUAUAAGUCAUGUUCACUCGUUUAGUUCUCUGUCUUGGAAACCCAUCCUGCAGGAGGUGAAGUUCUCUCUGUGAGGGUCAGGAAAUAGUAUCCUUAUCUUGAUAUAUACUAUUGCCACAGCUUUUAAAAGCUGCAGGAUUUUGAAACCGUUUUGAAGCAAUUUAGAUUCGCCCCCCUCCUCCUCUCCCUUUUUUCUAGAUGCUUUGUUACUGAUAUUAAAUUAUGGGUCAUUUGCGCAGGGCAAAACUCCUGCACUCUCGAACCAUCUGGUUUCACUCAAAAUUUGGUUAAUGCUCCGGUUGUGCCAGCAGACAGUCCAUGCGGACUUAAACAUACUUUUACUAUCGUAGUCAGUAGCGGGUUUAGAUUACUGCAACCCCCACCAUCUGGGAAUUUACUAUUGACUCGGUUACUGGCCGAUUUCCUCCCGAAGUCUCGUUCAUAAAAGUUCAGAAACUGACAAUAUGGGUAAUGUUAUCCCGCAUGCACCUGUCACCAGCUAAAGAAACCACAGACCUGGUUUAUAUCUGUUAAAGAGAGGAAGAAAAUUAUUUGCCUUGGAAGUUGUAGGUUUAUUGCUGCUAACGUUUGUCUUUGCAUGUGGCAGGUUUGGUUCUGUUAUGUUUUUCUUUUUUCUCGUGGCCGGCUCUCUGAAGCCGAGGGCGGUAAAACAGAGGGUGUAUUGCCAACACAGAUGUUGUGGACGCAGAAGUGCCUCAUCAUCAGAGAGCAGCUGCCACACAUCACUGGAAUAGGAAAAUAGGCACCUAUCACUCAUUCCGUACUUUGAAAACUAUGUGGUCUCACACUGGGAUGAAGACUGGCAGUAGUUUCUCAGUUUGCUCAAUUUUCUAAAGCAAAGAGUUGGAGACUACGGGGUUUUUCUUGACGGAUAAGGUCAAAUAAGAGUAGCUGUUUAGAUACCCUCCUCUUUUAUUCCACUCUCUCUUUUUUGGAACAGUUGGAAGUUGUUUUUUGCGGUUGCUUUGUGAGAUAUCAUCAAGCUUUGAUCACAAGAAUCUCACAUGUACCAUCAUGCACCUCUCUUUCUCUUUGCUUGGCUUCAUAUCAUCAUCCUCAGACCCGGGCGUCUCUGUUAGCACAGCCGGCAGGUGUAUCCUCUUUCACUUUAUGGUUAUAUGGGUCUAUAUCCGAUGGCAUUUGGUGUCCGUUUCUGGACCGGCCACAGGAGUGAUAAGACACAACCUCAUUCAACUCGUGAUAAACGUGUUUGCUUCAUAAGACAGAUCGGCCAUUGCUUUAAAGUCCAGAGUCGACUUCCCCUGUGGAUGACACUGGGCGUAACGUGCCCUCUGCUCUUCUCUCUCUAUAUCUCCUCAUCCCUCCCUCAUUCAUGCCUGUGUGUAGUUUAUGGCUCUGACCUGCUGUGCUGUGUUAGUCAUACUCCUCUCUGCACGAUAAGCCCCACAGACAAGACAAACAGCACGAGAUCACAGCGAAUAUAAUCAUCUCUCUCUCUCCCUCUCGCACGCUCCCGUAUCACCAUACCACCUCUCCUCAUGCUCAUACACACCAGUUAUGAGGGAACCUGCCACGUGUUGUUGGGCUAGACCUCUGAGUCGUACUGCUAGUCACUAAUCUAGUAGCUGUAACUAGAACUAGUAUAUUGUUCUCUAGAGAUUCAUGUUUGUUUGUCUCUGUGAAAGAUUUACACUAAAAGAUAAUUUAAAUAGUUGGGCGAAUCUCAUAAAAACAUGUCCUGGUCACAUUUUUUCCUCAAAAUGGUAAGGAAAAAAUAAUAAGAAAUUAUAUGUUGCAUAAAAGGGAAGGAAACUAAAUUGCACUAUUUUCAUAAAAAAAGGACACAUUUUCACUCAGAAUUUUAAGGCGCCUAAAUUAAGUUUUAUUAUUAUUAUUAUUAUUGUAAUUCACAUUAUCCUUAAUGCCUUAAUGGUAUUAAUGUAUUACUGUAUUACAGUUUUAAAAAAUCCUCCGAAAAUCCAAAAUAAUAGUUAAAUAAGUGUAAAACAUUUUAUUUAAAUAUGCAUGAGAAUUGGUGGAAAAUAUCCUUAAUUGUCAUGAAACAUAGACAAAAUGUCUGUUUGUUUUCUUAAAGCAAGAUAUAAUUUUCUAUUACUAUGUACUUAAGGUGUUUUGUGAGAUUCACCCUAAUGCAUUUCGAAUUAACUAAAGCUAAGUGUGGCCACUUCAACAACAUAUUCCCACGCUUACAUGGGCAAUGCCAAGAAAACGCCAGUUCGCGUGCCAUUCUCACCCUUGGCACGACAGAUCUUAUUGCAGUCAUAUACGUUGCAUAGCUGUAAAAUGUUUUAUGGUUUUAUGCUCUUAAUUACAGCUGAUAGACUUCCUUAUGAGGACAUAAAUGUGACUAGCAGCUCUGAUGGGUUUUUAAAAUCAAACAGCUGAUUGAUGACGCCGUCCUGUUUUUCAUCUCUGUCGCUUUCUUCCCGUCUGCUAUCUCAUUCACGCACAAACACAGUUUUGGCCAUUACCCAUGGGUCUCUGAAAUAUGGGGCUCAGUUAUCUACACCGUGGCUGAAUCUCCCUGCUUAGACUAAACACAGACCCCUCGCACGCGCGCACACACACACACACACACACACACACACACUAUCAGGCCCUCGUGUGAUUUAUGUCCUUCAGUACAGGAGCUGGCCUCUUACCACCGCUCAGCACAGAGCACUCCGGAGAAUUCACUAAGAAAACAAAAAGAAAGAACGCUGUGAUAACUGGGAGCAGAUCAGAGAAAGAAUGACCCGGCGCUUUGCAGAGGGUGUUAUUGUGUGUUGAGUGAGUGUCUCUCUUGAGCUCUGGUAUUUAUGUGAUUGCUAGCUAUAGACAGACCUAAUCACACAGAAGAGUAUGGAAAUUCGCUGCAGGCUUUGGAUCGCUCCGUAUGUUCAGAGGCUCCCUGUCUCUGUGAGUCCUCCUUGUGUUUUUGAGGAAUUGAGAUCUACACCAGCCAGCGCUCUCUGUUCAGUAGCUCAUUACCAAAACUACCAAUAUUCAGAAGCACUUUGUAUGAAGCCUGUGUCUAUCACAGUGUUUUGAAUGCAAAUUAAUUCACAAUACCUUAUAAUACUUGCUUAGUCGUGUUUACACCUUUAACCACUAUAAUGCAUUAUAAAACAUAACAUGAAUUUGGUGUUCAUGUGUUGUUUUUUAAGGGUGUAACCAUUAGAUAAGUAUUAUAGUGUAUUAAAAUUAGUCAUAGUUAUUCAUAAGAACAUUAAAAUUAUAAUAAGUUGUAUUAUUAAGUCAUUAUGAAUGCAUUGUAUAGGCUAAAUUGAGCCACUCUUUGAUCUCAGUGUUGGAGAGUGGCCCAAUUCUGUUUAUAUAAUGCAUUAUAACACUAUAUACCUGAAUUCACUCUAUAUAUAACCGUAUACAGGCUUUAUAGAGGUGUUUUAUGUUUAUUUUUGUUAUAGUGAUGGUGCAUGGCUGCUUGUAGCAUAAGCUGACUUUCCAUACCGUUUGGCUUUUUACAUCUACCUGGCUUGAAACUGCGUUCAGCCAUGAGUGUGAAUGAGCAUGAGGUGUUGCUUCAUGUUCUAGUUUGAACAUUUUUCAUCCUCAUUAAACUCACUGAGGCAUGUCUGUGGAGGGAGAGAGAGAAAGAGCUUCACAUGGGCUGUAAGGACCCAACGUAUUUUCCAGUUACUCAUUUUGCUGUCCAGUUUUGUAAUCUACCCUAUUUUGCUCUGUAACAUGAGACAUUUAUCAUAUACUUAAAUACUUUAAAAAAAUGAUUAUUUCAUGUUAUAUGUCCCAUAAUUCUUAGCGUUAAUCGGUAGUAUUGCCAUCCAGGCUUGUUACAAUAGACCUUGACACAACUGUGAGAACACUGCCAGAGAUGUCUCGUUCACACAUGCAUAUACAGAAAUCUAUAUUUAUAUAUGUUGAUGGUUGGACCUAGAUGUCUGUGGAAGAGAAUAUAUCCGUCUGAACAAAAUGGCUGUCUGCUAUUAAAAGAAAAAGAAAAGAAUGAACUAGUAACAC